AUGCAGGUCUCGGAAGUGAAUGACAUAAAGAUCUAUAACUUAAGUCACGGCAAAUCAAUACCCGAAUGGCUUUCCGACCGAAAGAGACGAUUAUUGCUGAAGAAAGACGUGGAUCUGCGGCGACGGAUACAACUGAUCCAAGACCUGGAGAUGCCGGCCGUGAGUCACGGCAUACAAGUGUCACGCGAUGGCCAAUACGUGGUGUCCACCGGUGUCUAUAAGCCAAGGGUCCGGUGCUUUGAUGUGAACCAAUUGGCGAUGAAGUUUGAGCGCUGUUUUGACGAAGAAGUGGUCAAAUUCCAGAUACUGUCCGACGAUUACACGAAACUAGUCUUCCUCUUCGUCGACAGAUACGUCGAAAUUCACUCACAAUUUGGCCGAUAUUUUCGGAUAAGGAUUCCGCACUUCGGCCGCGAUAUGGCCUACAAUCCCAAGACCUGUGAUCUGUAUUUUGUCGGCGAUUGCGCUCAAGUGUUUCGCCUCAACCUCGAGGUCGGCUCAUUCCUGAAGCCCUACGACACCAAUAGUAUAUCGUUCAACACGUGUGCACUCAAUCCACACCACAAUCUAUUCUUCUGCGGUUCGCACGAAGGAAUGGUCGAAGCGUUUGAUCCGCGCUCUAAAUCACGGGUCGCUGUCUUGGAUUGCGGUCUGAGUUCAGUAACCGCUGAGACCAGUGUUGACGGCAUGCCAUCAGUCACUCACAUCGCCUUCAGAGACGCCCUCCAUAUGGCUGUGGGCACCGCCACCGGUCAGGUCCUCCUCUACGACAUCAGGGCUUAUAAGCCCUACACUGUUAAGGAUCACAGGUAUGGACUGCCCAUCAAAGACAUUGAGUUCAUCGACGGCGGAGGACUCGACUUAAUCGCAUCAAUGGAUUCGAAGAUUAUUAAGAUAUGGAAGAGAGACACCGGAGAGCCCUAUACCGCCAUUCAGGCCGACUCCGACUUUAAUGAUUUAUGUGUUGUUCCCAACACUGGUAUGAUGUUUGUGGCCAAUGAGGCGCCGAAGAUAUUGUCGUAUUAUAUGCCGAGUUUAGGACCGGCGCCCAAAUGGUGUGCAUUCCUCGACAGAAUUACCGAAGAGUUGGAGGAAUCGACUGAAAACACGAUAUACGAUGACUACAAGUUUGUCACACAACGAGAGUUAGAAGAGUUGGGUUUAAAUCACUUAAUGGGAACUAAUCUAUUGCGCGCUUAUAUGCACGGCUUCUUCCUCGAUAUGCGGCUCUAUCAUAAGGCGAAGGCCUCUUCGGAUCCGUUUGCGUACGAAGAGUACCGCAAGAAGAAGAUUAAGGAUAAAAUAGAGGCCGAAAGAGCUGAUCGGGUGGUCGUUAAGAGUUCUUUGCCUAAAGUGAACGCAGAUUUGGCUCAAAGACUGGCAGAAGAGUCGGAAAAUAUGACAAAGAAAGGCUCUAAGAAGUCGAAACCGGAUCUACUAAAUGACGAUCGGUUUAAAGAUAUUUUCGCGAACCCAGACUUCGAGAUCAAUGAACAGAGCGAUGAAUAUAGACUUCUUCAUCCGGUGGUCAAUAAGAUAUUGAAACCGCAAACAAAGCCUUCAGAAGAAUCGAAAGCCAAAUAUAUUACUAAUUUUGAAGAGAUUAUGAGUGACGACGAAAAGGACGACUCAUCUAAUGAUUCCGAAUCGGAGGUCGAGUCUGAAAGCGAGAGUUCCGACGAUAAUCACAAUUGGACUCAAGAAGUGAAACAAAAUUAUCGUCAAUUAAGAGAAGAAAAUAAACGUAAAGAGAGUGAUAGCCGACAGACGAACGCAAAGUUUUACAAAUUAAAAUCCGAUAAAGCAUUUGCUAAUAUUAAUGACAUGAAUAGCCAUUCGGAGGGAAACACAUCAAAAGCCAGUUUAGAGGAACGGCUCAAGAAUUUAGAGGCGAAUAAUGAAUUGACUCGAAGUGGGUCUGGAAGUGGUAGCGGAGGUGUCUAUGGGAACCGAGUUAUGUCUUAUGAACCAAAAACUAAUAAGAAGAGCAAAAACAAAGAAGAGCUCCAAAAGCACUUAUCAGAGCGCAAACGAGUGGCCCGAACGGCCAAAGGGAUCAAAUUCACUAAACAAACAAAAAUGUUUUGA
Molecule: messenger RNA, 2088 nt
Organism: Medioppia subpectinata
Lineage: Eukaryota; Metazoa; Arthropoda; Arachnida; Sarcoptiformes; Oppiidae
Source: the annotation of a GenBank genome assembly